This is a messenger RNA of Prunus armeniaca (apricot), 927 nucleotides long. Lineage: Eukaryota; Viridiplantae; Streptophyta; Magnoliopsida; Rosales; Rosaceae. The record is from the annotation of a GenBank genome assembly.
AUGGCGAACGCAAUUCAGUUUUUUGAGCUGAACACCGGCGCCAAGAUGCCUUCCGUUGGGUUAGGCACAUAUCGCGCCGAUACUCAUCUCAUCGGCGACGUCCUCUCCGCUGCCAUUAAGGUUGGAUAUCGCCAAAUCGAUUGUGCUCAAAUGUAUGGCAAUGAGAAGGAGAUUGGUUUUGCUCUGAAGAAGCUGUUUAGCGAUAGGGCGGUGAAGCGUGAGGACUUAUGGAUCACCUCCAAACUCUGGUGUACUGAUCAUGAACCAGAUGAUGUGCCAAAGGCAUUUGAUAAAACUUUGGAGGAUUUGCAGCUUGACUAUCUGGAUCUCUAUCUUAUCCACUGGCCAGUGAGCAUGAAAAAGGGGUCAGUUGGCUCUGAUCCUCAAAACCUUACCCAACCUAAUAUACCCAGUACAUGGAAAGCAAUGGAGGCACUCUUUCACUCUGGCAAGGCCAGGGCUAUUGGAGUCAGCAACUUCUCUUCAAAGAAGCUUGGAGAUCUGUUAGAGGUGGCACGAAUACCUCCGGCUGUUAAUCAAGUGGAAUUGCACCCUCACUGGCAGCAACCGAAGCUGCACACUUUCUGUAAAUCUAAGGGAGUCCAGUUAUCUGGCUAUUGUCCAUUGGCAAGGAAUAAGGUCCUUAAGAAUUCUAUUGUGAACUUGGUGGCAGAAAAACUGGGCAAGACUCCUGCCCAAGUGACUCUUCGAUGGGGGUUACAAAUGGGUCACAGUGUAGUGCCUAAAAGCACGAAUCAGGCAAGGAUACAGGAAAACUUUGAUCUUUUUGAUUGGUCUAUACCCGACGACUUGUUUGCCAAAUUCUCUGAAAUUAAGCAGGAGAAGCUUGUUCCAGGAACUGGUUUUGUACAUGAGACUUUGGGUGCGUACAAGACCCUUCAAGAACUGUGGGAUGGCGAGUUGUGA